UGCCCGUCGGUGGCGGAACCGUGCAGGAAGGCGGAAGUGGCUUCCCUAGGGAAGUUCCCGGAGUGGAGAUGGCGCGAGCUGGACGCGGUGCAGCGGUGCCCAGGGCGCAGGCGGGUCCUGGGAGUCCCCGGCGGGCACGGCGGCGGCAGCAAGUGCAGCCGCUGGGGAAGCAGCGCCCAGCCCCGUGGCCCGGGCUUCGCAGCAAAGAGAAGAAGAAACUGAACUGCAAGCCCAAAAACCAGGAUGAACAGGAGAUCCCUUUCCGUCUCCGGGAGAUUAUGAGGAGCCGCCAGGAGAUGAAAAACCCGAUCAGUAACAAGAAGAGGAAGAAAGCAGCCCAGGUGACCUUCAGAAAGACAUUGGAGAAGGAGGCAAAGGGAGUGGAGCCCGACAUUGCCGUCCCCAAGUUCAAACAGAGGAAGGGGGAGUCCGAUGGGGCCUAUAUGCAGCGCAUGCAUCAAGAGGCCCAGCACGUGCUGUUCCUCAGCAAGAACCAGGUCCCCCGGCAGCCAGAGGUACAGGCGGCUCCCACGGAGAGGUCUGAGCAGAAAAAAGCAAAAAAAGCGUUCCAGAGGCGGCGACUAGAUAAAGUCCAACGGAAAAAGGAGGAAAAGGCGGCCGACAGGCUGGAGCAGGAGUUGCUCCGAGACACGGUGACGUUUGGAGAGGUUGUCCUGCAGCCCCCAGAGCUGACUGUCAGGCCCCGGAGGAGCGUAAGCAAGGACCAACCUGGCAGGAGAUCGCAGAUGCUGAGGAUGCUUCUGAGCCCCAGCGGUGUGUCCCAGCCCCUGACCGCCUCCUUGGCCCGCCAGCGGAUUGUGGGGGAGGAAAGAGAGCGGGCCGUGCAGGCCUACAGGGUGUUGAAGCAGCGGCGGCGGCUGCUGCAGGGGGAGCGACCCCACCUCACUUCCCGGAAGAAGCCAGAGCCGCAGCCGUGAUGGAGAGACACCCGGGGCCUGGCCAUGCUCCUGGGAAACUGGCACCAGGAGCUGCCACACCUGGGUAGGGGAGAGGCAGGCCAUGCCAGCAGUGUGGGGGUGGGGCCUCCAGCUACUUGUUUACACGUUAGGCACUAGCGGGUCCACAUCUUGCAAGGGGUGAGUGUCCGAUGGACUAGGGCCAAGGCCUGGUUGACAGACGGCCCGUGGGGCCUGGUGUCACUCACAGCGCCAUGUCUUUGUUUUGAACGUCCAUUCUGAGUCUCAGCCCAGGUGCACCUUAGGAAGGGCUGGGUCCCUGUCCCUGAACACCAACUAGUGAGACAGCUGAUAAGGCUGGCUUGGUGUGUGACGGAGGCCCUGGGAGUCAGCAGAGCCGAGCGCACAGUGCACAUCAGGCAGAGCAGGCCACGGGCAGGGAAGACGUUUCGGGGCAGGGCCACUGGGCACAUCUGGACCACCUGCAAGGGCUCUGCAGGCGACCAUGACUACAGGUCAGUUGUGAGUGGUCCCCACAGAGGCUGCCCACCCAAGGUCUGCUUGGGGUGAAACGUGAUGACAACACAUACACUAAGGUGGGACCUGGGGACUGGGCACGGUGGCUCACACCUAUAAUCCCAGCACUUUGGGCAGCCGAGGCAAGUGGAUCACCUGAGGUCAGGAGUUCAAACCAGCCUGGCCAACAUGGUGAAACCACAUCUCUACUAAAAAUACACGAAAAGAGAAAAAAAAAACAAAACAGUGGGAACAGGGUUGUCACCUACCUCACAGGGCUCAGAGAGCCGGGAGGCCCAAAGUGGCUGGAGAAAGUAAAGGAAAAAUCCUGGCCUGAGCUCGGGGUCACAGAGUGGGGCCCAGGGGGAGUUCCUGCUGAGGGCAGGCCUUGCCAGGCUUCAGUCUCCAUCCAGUGCCAAAGGAGGGAGGCCCAGGCUGUCAGCAUUUCCAGAUGAGGGCAGAAGGGAGAGGUUUAAACCCAAGUCACACAUCCAGCAAUGGAGUCCGACUGCCCAGCACCGUCUAGGGAGUGAGGAGUGCCUCUGCCCGGCUGUCAGCCAACCAUCUGGGAAGUGAGGAUUGCCUGGGUCCAUCCACCGCCAACCAUCUGGGAAGUGAGGAGUGCCUCU
Molecule: messenger RNA, 2062 nt
Organism: Cercocebus atys (sooty mangabey)
Lineage: Eukaryota; Metazoa; Chordata; Mammalia; Primates; Cercopithecidae
Gene: CCDC137
Product: coiled-coil domain containing 137
Exons: 6
Coding region: 69-938 (289 amino acids)
Source: RefSeq, a predicted model, not a curated record